Macaca mulatta (Rhesus monkey) is the source of this 4397-nucleotide messenger RNA. It is a transcript of the gene SYT6, whose product is annotated as synaptotagmin 6. Gene Ontology annotation, cellular component: exocytic vesicle; plasma membrane. The record is from RefSeq and is a predicted model, not a curated record. Gene Ontology annotation, biological process: calcium-ion regulated exocytosis. Gene Ontology annotation, molecular function: clathrin binding; SNARE binding; phosphatidylserine binding. NCBI's taxonomy places the organism in Eukaryota, Metazoa, Chordata, Mammalia, Primates, Cercopithecidae.
GGGCCGCUGCAGGGAGGGUCUUCUUGGGGCCGUUGUGCCCCGCCCCAGUCCGGCCGCGGCGCGGGUUCGAGCUGCUGCUCGGCAGGCCUGGGUGUCUGGGGCAUGAGCGGGGUGUGGGGGGCCGGCGGGCCUCGGUGCCAGGAGGCGCUCGCGGUCCUCACCUCGCUGUGCCGGGCCCGGCCGCCCCCUCUCGGGCUGGACGUGGAGACUUGUCGGAGCUUCGAGCUGCAGCCCCCAGAACGGAGUCCCAGCGCGGCAGGCGCAGGCACCUCUGUCAGCCUCCUCGCAGUUGUAGUUAUUGUGUGUGGCGUGGCCCUGGUGGCAGUUUUUCUCUUUCUCUUUUGGAAGCUGUGCUGGAUGCCCUGGAGGAACAAGGAGGCCUCCAGUCCCUCUUCUGCUAAUCCCCCCUUGGAAGCCCUCCAGAGCCCCAGCUUCAGAGGCAACAUGGCGGACAAGCUGAAGGACCCCAGCACCCUGGGCUUCCUGGAGGCGGCCGUGAAGAUCAGCCACACAUCCCCAGAUAUCCCAGCUGAGGUGCAGAUGUCGGUCAAGGAGCACAUCAUGCGUCACACGCGGCUGCAGCGGCAAACUACAGAGCCAGCCUCAUCCACCAGGCACACGUCCUUCAAGCGCCACCUGCCAAGGCAGAUGCACGUCUCCAGUGUAGACUAUGGCAACGAGCUUCCACCAGCAGCAGAGCAGCCCACCAGCAUUGGCCGCAUCAAGCCUGAGCUCUACAAGCAGAAGUCGGUGGAUGGGGACGAUGCCAAGUCUGAGGCCACCAAAAGCUGCGGGAAGAUCAACUUCAGCCUACGUUAUGAUUACGAGACGGAGACCCUGAUUGUGCGUAUCCUGAAGGCUUUUGACCUCCCUGCCAAGGACUUUUGUGGAAGCUCUGACCCUUAUGUCAAGAUCUACCUCCUGCCUGACCGCAAAUGCAAGCUGCAGACCCGGGUGCACCGCAAGACCCUGAACCCCACCUUUGAUGAGAACUUCCACUUCCCUGUGCCCUAUGAGGAGCUGGCUGAUCGCAAGCUGCAUCUCAGCGUCUUCGACUUCGACCGCUUCUCCCGCCAUGACAUGAUUGGUGAGGUCAUCAUGGACAACCUCUUUGAGGCCUCUGAUCUGUCUCGGGAAACCUCCAUCUGGAAGGACAUCCAAUAUGCCACAAGUGAAAGCGUGGACUUGGGAGAGAUCAUGUUCUCCCUUUGCUACCUGCCCACAGCAGGCAGGCUCACCCUCACGGUGAUUAAGUGUCGGAACCUCAAGGCGAUGGACAUCACAGGCUAUUCAGAUCCCUAUGUCAAAGUGUCCCUGCUUUGUGAUGGGCGGAGGCUGAAGAAGAAGAAAACAACCAUAAAGAAAAACACACUCAAUCCUGUCUACAAUGAGGCCAUCAUCUUUGACAUUCCCCCGGAAAACAUGGAUCAAGUCAGCCUGCUCAUCUCAGUCAUGGACUAUGAUCGAGUGGGCCACAAUGAGAUCAUAGGAGUCUGUCGUGUAGGGAUCAAUGCCGAAGGCCUGGGUAGGGACCACUGGAACGAGAUGCUGGCAUACCCCCGGAAGCCCAUCGCACACUGGCACUCCUUGGUGGAGGUAAAGAAAUCCUUCAAAGAGUGGCAGGGCCGAGCUGCUAGCUUCGACAGUGAGAGUUCGUGCCCAUCUCCGAAGCCACCUCCGACACCAUGAGUUGUGCGGCCAAAUAACACAAAUGGGACUCAGCAAUGUUCUCUUUGCACUUGUUCAACCGUCUAAACAGUGCUGUGCAGUCGCAGUGGCGGCAGCAGUGGCAGCCGUCCGUCACUCCAGAGUCUUACCUGCUCCUGUGUAGGUCAAGGCUGAGACACUUGUCUUGUGGUCAGAUCUGUCUUAGUCUUUUCUGUCUCCCAAGGUGAUGUUUUUGUGGUUUUUCACUUUUUAUGGGUCUACUGUUAAGAAAAGAAAAAAAAAAAAAAAAAGAGUAGGAAAAGACAAAGGGUGGAAAGCCCAGAAGUUGGUUCUAGAAAAUACAAUGUAUAGUUUUUUGGAAAGAGGUGGAUUGAGUUUCUGAAAUGCUGUGUCUCCAGCAAGCUCCACAACCCUGGAAAAGGAGGACGCUCAGUGGGACUGCGGUUGCAUUUUCAGUGCCCUGCAGGAAUGAGGUGAAUCCAUGGAAGAGCCUUUGUGAGGCGAAUUACUAGUCUUUGAAGCUCUUCGCUGGAGGGACAGAAACCACAUUGGGACCAUCAGUCCCAUGUUGAAAUCACAAGACCUCUGAGGCGCUUGUGAGCCUUCAGCUGAAGUGCAGGAUUCCUUGCUGGUUUUCCCCAUGAAUUGAAAACGUCUUGAUUCUUCAUGGGAACUUAGUCACUUUCUUUAGGAACGAUUCCGCCGAAACUAAACACGCCGUAUGUUUUCUGAUGCGCCACAGUUAAUGAUCAUAUUUGUUUGAAAACAGGAUCUUUGUUCUCAGAAAUAACCUUCAUUGUAAAGUAAGAGAGACACAUACGUUCUGGAAUGAUUUCUGCAUUAUACAUAGCUUUAUAAUUCCAUGAGGUAUCAACUCUCUGUUUAAAAUGCCUAAACAGAUUAAAGAACAACCUAGAUUAAAUGUUCUUUUCCAGAUGGGGAGUUUUGAAAUCCAAGUAGCAGUCUGAGUCCAUCUUUCCAUGAAGAGUAUCUUUUUGAUUGAAACUGAGUGAGCGUAAGCCUAUUUCAGCCCCUUUGGCUCUGGGACAAUAUUCAUCUUAAACUUUAGUUCUAUAAAUUACUAAGUACUUCAGUGUUGUUUGUUUCAGUGGUUGUGAGGGUUUCUUGUUUCCUUUAGAUCUCUACCUUAGGCCAAACUCAAUUUAGGAAAAAAAAAAAAUGGUUUGAACGAUUCUGUGUUGUAAUAGCACAUUUCUGUUGAGUUAAUAGUGUUCUUCGCACCAACCCCUAAAACCAGGUUGAUUUGCUCAAUCUCAGUUUGUGCAACCCCAGUAAGCGCAUGGAGGUGAGUUUCUACUUUGACUUGUGGCAGCACAAUGCCGGUUUCCAGAGCUGUGUGUACUACUUGCAAGAGGCAAGUCUGCUGAAGAACCCCUUCUUUUAACAGUGGAAAAUCAAGAACAGAAAAUCUGUUCACACAUCCGUGUCUUAUUCUUUAUAUACGUUACAUGGUAGAGGAGCAGCGACCAAUAAAGCAUCCCUCACUUUAAACCAAGUUGUCAGAUUUCUCUGCUGAUAGAACUCUGCAUAGUGUCUUCUAGCCCUAAAAAUGACCAGGUUGGGCAUGAGUUAACAGGAUAUUGUGGCAAAAGGAGUUUUCUGCUUAGAAAAGUAAAUGUAGAUAAACCUAAACUCCACCCUGUACUGAACCUUAGGCUAGGGACUCAUGUGUAAAGAUGACUUUUCUCCCCAGAUAUCUUGUGAUUGACAGGCCUUCCUAGUCCGGCAGUCCUGCAUUUGGGUGUUCUCUUGAGAGUGAGAAAAAAACCCAAGGUCAUGACAAGAUUCCUAGCAGGCGACAAACUUCAUUGUGAUUCUGACUCUAGACUGACCCCAUCAAGAUAGUCGUUUCCAUCAGUGAACAGAUGCUGUAGACCUUGCAAUUACAAAGGGACAGCUGAGUUUCCUGGGUCAUAAGGAGUCCAGAAAUUAGUGUGAGAAGGCCCUUCUGGAAGUGAACUCAAAAUGCACGUCCAGCUGUCAUCAUUAAACCCUUAGGCAGGUGAGGAUAACCCAUUCUAACCUCUUGGAGAAGGGAGUGUGAUCAAUGUGAAUUGCAAUAGUAUGGCUCAUCUGAGACAUUCCUCUUAUAUCCAAGCAGCUAUCUCCCAUGAGUGAACAUCCCAAUGGUUUCAGAAAAUCAUCUUCUGAAUAGAUUCUAGCCAGACCCCACACCACCCUGGCCAACUGCAACCGCUGCUGCUCUGGCAGUCUGGGUCAAUUCCUACAGGCCUGGGAGCCCACCCCAGGGAGGCUUUUAGCUCCUGCAGCCUCACCCCCAGCACCCUCAAGGUAGACUAGUCUUCAACCUGAAUCAUGAAUGAGACCUGAACAUCUGCCAACUUCAUUAUCUAGCCCAGUAUCUCUUCCCUCACAGAGGAGAAAAAAAUGAAAUACAAAGUCGAUCCAUUUGUUGGCUUUCUCUGGCCGGAGAAGCCUCUCGGGUUGUUGCUGUGAGCUUUGAUAAAGUUGUGAUAACAAGGGCCAUUUGCACAUAGUUUUUAAAAAAAUAUAUGGAAAGUUCCCUUCUCCUUUAUUUAGCAGUGUUUCUGGGCUGAAAGAUGCCCUCCUCCCCCUCUGCACUUACCCAGGACGUUAAUUAAUUGCAUCGUCAUUUAAAAUAUUAUGUUGUUAAUUACUGCUUCGAGUCUUCCCACCCCUGUCACAGCCUGGAGUUUUUAUUCAAUUAAAUCUCUGUCUCUUGCCCA